Chelmon rostratus (copperband butterflyfish) is the source of this 3822-nucleotide messenger RNA. Its product is annotated as zinc fingers and homeoboxes protein 1-like. Gene Ontology annotation, cellular component: nucleus. Gene Ontology annotation, molecular function: DNA binding; DNA-binding transcription factor activity, RNA polymerase II-specific. Bases 438 to 3335 code for a protein of 965 amino acids. Gene Ontology annotation, biological process: regulation of transcription by RNA polymerase II. The transcript is spliced from 8 exons. The record is from RefSeq and is a predicted model, not a curated record. NCBI's taxonomy places the organism in Eukaryota, Metazoa, Chordata, Actinopteri, Chaetodontiformes, Chaetodontidae.
AUGGCUAUCGUCAGAUUCGGUGAACUAUCGGUGCCUUUUUUCUAUUAAGCUGUCCAAUUUAUCAACAAAGCAAUAGAGUAAACAAUGCGAGAGACAGUGGUGCUGGUUGAAAGCGGCGCUAACGGGCGGUAGCUAGCUUGUUCCGGCCGUUGGAGUGGCUCUGUGUCUGCCUGAAGCAGAUGGGAUCCUCGGUGUAUUGGGGGAAAAGGCGGAAGACUGCGUAUCAACAGACCGAACCAGAGAUGCUACGAAGCUACAGCCGCUAGCCAGCUAACUAUUUGUCGCAAGAUGCGGCCAAACCACGGCCGAUUCACCAGGAAUUAAGGACAACAGAGGGAACAUUUCGACUGAUGACAUCCUACUUUAUGGAGCCACAGCAGGACGGCUUGAACUGAGACAGCUUUAAUACUCGGACGCAGCGCUCACCGGACCUCAGGAUGGCGAGCAGGAGGAAAUCCACCACCCCCUGCAUGGUUCCUCCUCAAGAAACCGUCGACUCGGAUCAGGAGAUGGAGGACGCCGCUGAGACAGCCGAACCAGAGGACAGUAACGGCGUGGGGGCCGUCUCCUCGGAGGCUCCUGGUCCGGUGGAGGAGCGGGGCGAGGACCCGGACGUCAGGCCGGUGUCGGACCACUACGUGGACUCGAACAUGGCAGAGGGAGGCUACGAGUGCAAAUACUGCAGCUUCCAGACGGCAGAGCUCAACCUGUUCACCAUGCAUGUGGACACCGAGCAUCCCGACGUCGUCAUCAACACCUCCUACGUCUGCAUGGAGUGCGACUACCACACCAAGAGCUACGACACGCUGCUGGCCCACAAUGCUCGCCUCCACCCGGGCGAGGACAACUUCACGCGGACGAUGGUGAAGCGAAACAACGAGACCAUCUUCCAGCAGACGGUCAACGACCUCACCUUCGACGGCAGCUUCGUCAAAGUGGAGGACGACGAGGCGGAGGAGACCUUCCGCAAAGGCAUCGCCCUCAGCAAGACCCCCAUCAUGAGGAUCAAAAGCAGACCAGAACCCAAGAAGUUCGCCGCCUUGCACAAAGCGGCCAUCGAUGAUGUCAUCAAAGUGGAAAGCGACGACGAGGACGACGAGAACAAAGAACCGCCCACGCUGUCUCCCGCCCCGAUGACCCCGGCUGCCGUCGCCCCUCGCCUCCUCCCCGUGUCCGCGCCGGUGCAGGUCCAGGCUGUCCCGCAGAGCAUCGUGGUCAACAGCCCCAACGUGCUGCAGAUUAAAGGCGGUUCGGGCGGCGGCGCCGUGCUGCCUCCUGGGACUCUGGCUCAGGUUUUGUCCGCCCUGCAGAACCAGCAGAACAGCACUCAGACACAGACUCAGCUCCUCAUCCCCAUCAGCAGCAUCCCCACCUACAACACGGCCAUGGACAACAACGUCCUGCUGGUCAGCGCCUACAACAGGUUCCCGUAUCCUUCUGUGUCGGAGAUCAUGGGCUUGUCUUCGCAGACCAAGUUCAGCGAGGAGCAGAUCAAGGUCUGGUUUUCUGCUCAGAGGCUGAAACACGGAGUCAGCUGGACGCCGGAGGAGGUGGAGGAGGCGAGGAGGAAGAAGUUUAACGGCACAGUGCAGACCGUCCCUCAGACCAUCACCGUCAUCCCCGCCAACAUCGCCGCAGCCACCAACGGCUUGCAGUCCAUCUUCCAGACCUGCCAGAUCGUCGGCCAGCCGGGGCUCGUCCUCACUCAGGUAGCCGGGAACGGCAGCGCCGUGCCGGUCGCCUCCCCCAUUACCCUGACGGUCGCAGGCGUCCCCGGCAACCAGCCCAAAGCCGCCGAACCGUCGACGUCGGAAUCGAAGACCGAGAUGUCGGCCGGCUCGGCGCUCAGUUUGGACGCGUCCGCGACCAAACCGAAGAAGUCUAAGGAGCAGCUGGCGGAGCUGAAGGCCAGUUACGGCAGGAGGCAGUUCGCCACAGAGGCGGAGAUAUCGCGACUCAUGCAGGUCACCAAACUCUCCAAACGCGCAAUAAAGAAGUGGUUCAGCGACACGCGCUACAACCAGAGGAACUCAAAGGAUUACCACGGCGUCCUGCUGAGCGACACCUCCCCCGGCAGAGCGGCGGCGCCAGGAGGAGGCCGAGGAGGAAGGAACAGCGGCGGCAGCCUCAACGACAGCAACAACAGCGACAACACCGCCACCAUCGUCAUCGACUCCAGUGACGACGCCAGCGACUCCUCCCCGACUUCUGCCAACGCCCCGGGGUCGUCGGGCUCCUCCAGCGACCCGCGGGUCAAAUUCCGCCACGCCUUCCCCGACUUCACGCCGCAGAAGUUCAAGGAAAAGACUCCGGACCAGCUGCUCAUCCUGGAGGCAAGCUUCCUGAAGUCCGACACGCCCUCGGACGAGGAGCUGAGCCGGCUGCGCGCGGAGACGAAGCUCACGCGACGCGAGGUGGACGCUUGGUUCACCGAGAGGCGGAAAAUGCCUUCAGCGGGGCAGUCGAAGGACGACGACGCGGAGGGGGACGGCGAGAAGGCGAAACCGGCCGCCGCGCCAUCGUCCUCCGCUCAGGAGCAGCAGACCACGCCGCCCGGCAGGAAGACGGUGAAGAAGACGCCGGAGCAGCUCCACAUCCUAAAGAAGGCCUUCGUCCGGACACAGUGGCCGACGGCCGAGGAGUACGACCAGAUGGCGGAGGAGAGCGGUCUGCCGAGGACCUACAUCGUCAACUGGUUCGGAGACACGCGCUACGCCUGCAAGAACAGCAACCUGAAGUGGUACUACCUCUACCAGAGUGGAAAGGUGGAGGAGGCGCUGAACGGUGGAGCUAAGACCCAGAAGAAGUCCAGGAAACGUUUCCGUGGCUGGUCCAGGAGGACACGCCGGCCGUAUCCCUGCAAACGAUCCCCACAGGAGGGCGCCACCGCCAUCAAGGUGAAGUCCGGUAAGGCGUUUCUGAAGGACUACUACCUCAAACACCGAGCUCUGAGCGAGAAAGAUCUGGACGAUCUGGUGACCAAGUCCAGCAUGAGCUACGAGCAGGUGAGGGACUGGUUCUCCGAGACCGCCAGGAGGGCCGAGGAGGGCAAGGAGCCCUUCAGCGAUGAGGAGGCCGAGGGAGAGGAGGGGGAGGAAGAAGACGAUGAGGAAGAGGAGGACGAGACGGGGGCGGCAGAGCACGCGGACAGCGAAGGAGAGAUGGAGGUGAAAGAACAAGGAGAGGAGGCCACUGACGAUGACUGCAAUGAGGAGGAAGAGGAGGAGGAGGAGGAGGAGAAGGAGGACGAGGAGGAGGAGGACGACAACGAUGACGAAACGAUCCAGGAGGAAUCGGAAGGUGUCAGCCAAUCACAGCCUCAGGAGCAGACAUGAGCAGACAGCAUUAACGUCGCGCGGAGACGACGCGGAGGAUACAGAACACGCAUCAGUGUUUUUCAGCUGGUGGGUUGGGACCCAAAGGCGGCCGCGGGAAGCUCAGGCGGAGUCACGGCUCAGAUGGACGACAUGCUACGAAAACGGCGGUUUUGUGCCUUGGAGACGAACUUUGGGUCCUGAUGCAGCUGAGAAGCACUGAGACGAUGGAGCUGAAUUCACGGACAAAGCAUCAGGAUGUCGUUUGUUUCUGCUGACGAACUGCGGGGACCAAUCGAACGCGCAGGACGACGCCUCCUCUCAGCAAACGUCACCACGAGAGUAAGUUCCAGCUCUGCUCCUGUACAAAUAACACGGCUUUUAUUUUGGCGGGAAUGACAGGGCUUUUAUUUUGGCCUUUUAUGUCAUUUUUCUUACAAAAAAAAAAAAAUUCAAUGUUUUAAGGUAAACUUUGUAUAAAGGAAAAAAAAUUAAAACAUUUCUAAGG